AUGAACGAUUUAGUUAAUCAAUUUAAAAGUGCUGCAUUAGCUGUUGGUCAAUAUUUAACUCCAGUACUUAAAGAAUCCAAAUUUAAAGAAACUGGAGUUCUUACACCCGAAGAAUUUGUUGCUGCUGGUGACCAUUUAGUUCAUUUAUGUCCAACUUGGUCUUGGGCAAAAGCUAGUGAUUCUAAUGGGUUUUUUAUAUUUGUAAAUUAUUUAAAAAUUAUUUUAAGGAUUUGUGCUUAUUUACCUGUUGACAAACAAUUUUUAAUUACCAAACAAGUGCCUUGUCAUCAAAGAUGCGCUCAAAUUAUGGGUUAUGAUGAGUCUAAAGAAAAGAUAAUCAAAGAAGAAUCUGCAGAAACUGGAGAUGACCAAGAUGAAUGGGUGGAUACUCAUCACUUUGAUUUUGAAACAAAUUGUGCUCCAAAAGAUUUAGAGGAUGCAGAGAAUAAUGAAAUUGAUGGAAAUCUAGAAGAAAACAAUUUAAAUGAAGAAAAAAAUUGUGAAGAAGAGGAGGAAGAAGGAGGGGAACCUAUUGAUUUGGAUGAAUAUUUAUCUAGUGGAUUAUUAGAAGAAGAAGACCCUGCAAGGUUUUUGUUACUAUUUAAUAAUUUAAAAAAGAGUAGGUUGGACCCUUCGAUAAGAAAAGGGUACUCGGACCCUUCGAUUUUCCAAUUCUAA
Messenger RNA from Meloidogyne enterolobii, 678 nucleotides. The record is from the annotation of a GenBank genome assembly. NCBI's taxonomy places the organism in Eukaryota, Metazoa, Nematoda, Chromadorea, Rhabditida, Meloidogynidae.